Molecule: messenger RNA, 1349 nt
Organism: Hypomesus transpacificus
Lineage: Eukaryota; Metazoa; Chordata; Actinopteri; Osmeriformes; Osmeridae
Exons: 3
Coding region: 104-1000 (298 amino acids)
Source: RefSeq, a predicted model, not a curated record
UAUAGCUACGGGGAUAAGCUGCCCAUUUGAGAAUAACAGUUUCUGGUCGCAGUGUUGGCACCACAUUCAUUCCGUGCGUAGCUCUCAACGUGGACCGAUCACCAUGGCCUCAAUACCGCGCUUUUGGAAUGCAUUAAGAUUACUUUUUCUAAUAUACAGCGUUGUUGGAGUCCAGCUUCGUGCAGUGGGCCCAUCGGAGUUACUGUUGAAAUCAUCUGCCAUAUCGGAUGGGCAAGACAUGUUACGCUCAGAUUCUUUUAGACGGUUGAGACGAGAGACUUUGGAGGCACAACGGGAACAAUGUGCAUUACUGACUGAACCAUGGACGGAAACCUACGGGUCUCAAGGAGAUUUGGCAAAAUCACUACAUCUCCGUGUCCUCUCAUUGCCACUCGGAGGGUCACGACGCACGGUCUUUCCAGAGCAACCGCUUUUCCGUUAUGUUCGAAGGGUUUACCGUUGCUGUCAGAUUGGUUUUCAUUGCAAAAGUGUGAAGGGAAUUCAGGGUCGCUUAAGUGGAGAUACAGGUGUGGAGUUCCUCCUUAGUCGGGACGUUUUGUCAGUGACAGUCAUGAGAGCAGAGAUUCAUCUCCAACUAUCAAACCCACGACAGCUGAACGUUGAGCCUGUGCUUCCGUUUAUGGUAAAACGCAAACUUUCUACAAGGUACAAUGUAAGGACAAGAGAUGACAUACUGGAGCUGAGAGUGGAUUUACUGUUCCUUUUCCAAGGUCUACAAGAGGCAGCUGAUGGGAACAGAGGGGGGCCUAGCCUGGUGGCCAUGCGGAAGGUCGGAGGGUUUUCCAGGGGGGGUCCACGAGAAAGGCCAUCUCUGCAGGACACCAAUAGAGGUCCAUUGGGGGAAGGGCCUGGGCCCUUGCAGACUGCCCUGGAGCUUGGCUUGGGCCUGAACUGCAACAAGGGGGGGGUAGAGGUAUCCUGUGAACAUAACGGACUUCACCUCGUACAUACCCCAUUCAUCGCUAUCUCCUAUAGAUGAAGACUGACCAAAAAAACUGGACACCUGAGUUCGUCACAUCCAAAUGCACCUCGCUUCCCCAACCCCAGACACAUGAUCACUUCAUUAUCUCUAAGCAGAAGCUCUCAAUGGCACUGCAUUUAUCCCACUGAAGAGGCAACAUUUCAGUUUGAAUUGUUAUGUAAAGGACCGGGACCUUAAGUCUAUUGUGUGGGGAGACUAUGUAGGACUAUUAUGGAAAACUAAUUGAUUUACAUAGGCUUUAUGCAUGUAGGGUUAUUUGCACUUUACCAAAUAUUUGAUUAUAUUAAUUUAUAAAUGUUCAUGUUUUGUCAGGUGUAAUGCUGAUAUGUGAACAUGUACUGUAAAU